GUCUGGUUUUUUUUAAUUCAUCUUUUCUCUUUUCUUUGUUUUCCCGUGGUAUGCCUCAUUUGUACUCGCAGUGACGUCAAAAGAAUCCAACUUUCCAGAGGUGGUACUCGAUGGCCGCGCAAAAAGUCGUGCUGGUGACAGCCGGUACCGCUGGUGUAGGCGCCGCCGUGGCGAGAGCGUUCGCACCAGAAUUCCGCGUUGUGGUGAACUACGCCAACAACGCAGAACGCGCCCAGAACUUCCUGUCCGAACUCGAGUCCAUCCCCUCGACAUGGGCAGCUUCAUCGGGACCGCGUUUCAAAGCUUUACAGGCAGACGUUGGCGACAAAAGCUCGGUCGAGAACCUUGUCUCGGAAACUGUCAAGGCAAUGGGCCGCCUCGAUGUCGUGAUUUCAAACGCAGGCUGGACGCGAGUGACCAAUUUCUUCGAUUUCAAUGAACAGACCCUGGAGAGCGAUUGGGACAAGUGUUUUGUGUACAACGUCAAGUCUCACCUGUGGCUCUUCUCAGCUGCGAAACCUCACCUUGCUGAGACGGGUGGUGCCUUCGUAUCCACUGCGUCGUUAGCGGGCGUCAAGCCUUCGGGUUCCAGCAUGCCAUAUGCGGUGACGAAGUCAGCACAGAUUCACCUGGCCAAAUGUCUGGCUGUGAUCUGCGGGAACAGUGGCAUCAGGGUGAACAGCGUAAGUCCUGGACUUCUGCUUACAGAAUGGGGUCAGAAGUUUGGUGAGGAGAAGAUCCAGAAGAAUAUCGGCAUGACAAAGCUGGGACGACUGGCAGAGGUGGAUGAUGUUGCCGCACAAAUUAAGACCUUGGCGACGAGCCAAUCUAUAACAGGUCAGAAUAUUGUAAUAGAUUGCGGUACUUCACUAUAGUGUGGAUGUACAAGCGGUCUUGGGAUGGAAAAAUGUAGCUGCUGCUUCAACUGCGAGAUAUAUGUAUACUGGUAUCUCCCAAGACGUGAGCACCCCGUCUAUGAAGAAAAAUGCUAGACCGUCCCCCCUUUUCCCAAAACAAAAAAAAAACUUCUAUGCAGAGCUCUCCCUUGGUGAAG
Verruconis gallopava is the source of this 1054-nucleotide messenger RNA. RefSeq lists its product as uncharacterized. Bases 111 to 875 code for a protein of 254 amino acids. The transcript is spliced from 2 exons. The record is from RefSeq and is a predicted model, not a curated record. Lineage: Eukaryota; Fungi; Ascomycota; Dothideomycetes; Venturiales; Sympoventuriaceae.